This is a messenger RNA of Episyrphus balteatus (marmalade hoverfly), 1834 nucleotides long. RefSeq names its product cytochrome c oxidase subunit 6B2-like. Lineage: Eukaryota; Metazoa; Arthropoda; Insecta; Diptera; Syrphidae. Gene Ontology annotation, molecular function: 3'-5' exonuclease activity; 5'-3' exonuclease activity. The transcript is spliced from 3 exons. Gene Ontology annotation, cellular component: mitochondrion; respiratory chain complex IV. The record is from RefSeq and is a predicted model, not a curated record. Bases 352 to 1593 code for a protein of 413 amino acids.
CAACUUCAAAAAAAAAAAUAUCGAUAUGAAAAAAUUGUCAGCCAUAUUGAAUUCUACCAAGUUUUUCGCUAGAGCCAGAGAACAAGGGUCUCACAGUGAUAGUUUUGCCAUUUCCAACUUAAAUUCAAGGGAGGAAUACAAUAAAUAAAUCUCCUCGAAAAGAGACAAAAACCAUCCAAAAAUAGGAUCCACUCCACACAAAAAUACUAAGGAUUCCGAUUAUCACAGGAAAACAGGACAUACACGCAAUCUACGUCCGUUGUGUGUAAUUAAACGUCGUCGUCUACUUCGUCUACUAUCUACCUACAAAUCUGAAUUUACAGAUUCUGGCGAUUGUGUGCUGCGCUGUAAAUGUCGCCACCAACACCACCAUCACCACCCAUAAUCUCCCGGCAUGUCCGAGAUGAGGAGGAGCAAAGGACUAACAGCAGUAGCAAGAGUCAUCAUCGAACGGCUCGUGAUUAUCGUGCUACAAGUCGCUCGCGUAGUCCACGAGGAGGACGUGGUCGCAGCAGUCGUGUGGUGAGUCCAGACCGAGAACGCAGGCAUAGGCAACGAACACAUUCUAGAAGCCGUAGUCGCGAUACAAGUCGCUAUCGCAGCGGCGGCAGCAGGAGACACAAUAGAGUUGAACGGUCUUCAUCAAGACAUCGAUAUGAACGAUCUCCAUCGAGGUCGAAAGGGCGAACUGAAAGACAUGGACGUUCUUCUCACAGAAGUCGUUCACGUUCAUAUUCAAAAUCACACAAGACUUCUUUGCACAGAUCUAGAAGCCGUUCGCGAUCACACUCUCGACGACGUAGAAAUCGUUCACGAUCGGGCUCGAGAAGUAACCGAUCACGACAUACUCGCAGUCGCAGCAAGCAAGCCUCCGAAAGUUCAAGUAAACAACCAAAUGUGAUUGUUUUAUCCACAGAAUCGUACAAAGAUUCACUCAAAUCAAGUAGCAGGCUACCAUCUGUGCGAGAAGAGCCACAAACAUCAUCCACAUUGUCGUCGUCGUCGUCAACCUCGACUGUUACAAGACCACCACAGCCACCAAUGAGAGAAGAAACGCCAUCAUGGAAGAGGGCGAAAGUGGAUCAAGUUGGUGUGUACUCGAAUCUAGAGCCAGAUGCUCCAAUUGACAAAGAGAAAAUUCACAAAGAAAUUGAAGAAAAACUCCGUUUGGCAUUGGCCAGAGAAGGCAAGGUAUAUCCGUACCCUAAACCAGAGCCUUCCCACCCGGUUUUUGCAAACGAUGGUUCAUUUCUUGAAAUUUUCAAAAAAAUGCAACAACAACAGACAUUUGUGCAACAGCAAGUUGGCGAAAGUAUGCAAAUUCAUGCCGUGCCCGCAGCUCCAGUGGCUCCUGUAAUGCCAGUUGCUUCAGUUCAACAACAACAUCACCAUCCUCCACCCCAAUUGCCGAUUUUCGGUCGAAGACGUGGCGGAAAGAUUCUUAAAACUGGGGUAGUUGCCAAGCCAUCAGCAUCGAAUGACUCGGAAACGGGUGAUGUCAAAGACUUUUGGUCGAUUUAUUUACGAGAGGUGAAAAAGUAUAAAAGUACAGCCUGUGAAUCGGAUAGUAAAACGAGACCUCUUGUUCGAUAAAUUACAAAAUCCCAACAACAACAAAAUACAAUAUUCCCCUACAAAUUUUACUCGUAUCUUUUUUUUUUUGAAAAUAAUAGAAAACUAAAAAAAAUCAGUUCCAUUUCUUAUUAAAAUUACAAUUAUGCAUAGAAACCACAGUGUGUAUAGUCUUUAAGAAGUUUAAUAGCUGUCGAUUAUUAUCUAGAUGUGAGUCUCUCUUCAAUUGAUUACAUCAGAGUAGAAUAUUAGCAGUUAUUAU